Molecule: messenger RNA, 1479 nt
Organism: Schizosaccharomyces cryophilus OY26
Lineage: Eukaryota; Fungi; Ascomycota; Schizosaccharomycetes; Schizosaccharomycetales; Schizosaccharomycetaceae
Product: metallopeptidase Oma1
Exons: 1
Coding region: 104-1123 (339 amino acids)
Biological process (GO): mitochondrial protein processing; protein quality control for misfolded or incompletely synthesized proteins
Cellular component (GO): mitochondrial inner membrane
Molecular function (GO): metalloendopeptidase activity
Source: RefSeq, a predicted model, not a curated record
CUUCGAUAUUAUAAUAUUACAAACCUCGUAUUUAUUUACACCACCAUUGUAUUGUAUAUACUGUAAGAUCGCGAAAAAGUAGAAUUUCCCUUCAAUUUCAAGCAUGAUCCGGAGUAAAGGAAAAACCCUCUUUUCUACUCUUACUCAGUCGCUCAGACAACAAUCUCCCUUCUUAUUGAAGAGACCUACUCCUACUUUUCAACAAGUGACGAAAGCCAGACAUUAUGCUUCCUUUCCCAAUUGGUCUUCCAACGGGACCGGCACCAGGAAAUAUCGGGAAUUUAGCCCAAAUCCAAGAGACAAGCGUUUCCAAUUAAUCGUCGGUGCUCUUAUUGCAACAGGCGGAGUCUACUACUUUACGCAUCUAGAAUAUGUUCCCAUAAGCAACCGUAGACGUUUUAAUGAUGUAUCGUUAGACUUUGAGCGAAAGAUGGCUCAAAGUGCUUACAAAGAAAUCAUGUCCCAGUAUGGAGAUCGUAUGCUGCCAAGUUAUCAUCCUACAACGUUGUACGUUUCUCGUGUUUUAAAGAGGAUCAUCGCUGUUUCAGGGAUUUCAGAUUUGAAGUGGGAGUUGCAUGUGAUCCGAGAUCCUUCAGCCAAUGCUUUUGUGCUUCCUGGUGGUAAAGUAUUUGUCUUUGAAGGAAUAUUACCCAUAUGCCAAAACGAAGAUGGACUAGCCGCUGUAUUGGGACACGAAACGGCACAUCAAGUUGCAAGGCACUCUUCAGAAAAAAUCGCUUUUACUAGAGCUAUUAGCUGUAUUUUUUACUUAAUAGCAGCUUCGUUGGAUUUGUCGGGACAGCUUUCUCAUCUCUUAUUAAACUUUGGACUACUUUUACCGUUUUCCCGAAAGAUGGAGGGCGAAGCUGAUUACAUCGGAUUGAUGCUGAUGAGUCAGGCAUGUUUCGAUCCUGAAGCUGCAAGGGGCAUGUGGGAGCGAAUGUCUGCUGCAGAAUCAAGUAUGGGCGGUGCACUUGCUUUUGCUAGCACUCAUCCUUCAAGCGAAAAGCGGAUUCGUAAAAUCCAAGAAUGGCUUCCGGAAGCGAAAGGAAAGUUGGAAACCAGCGAUUGCUUUCAUCAAACAUGGCCCCAAUUUCAAGCUUUUAAAGAAACAUACUGGUGAUGGAAGAAAAAGGACUUCUUUACUACAAUACAAGUGCUAGGUUUUCUAAUCAGCAUUUAGGCUGUAGUGUUUCGGAUUCAUAUUGAUCACUUUAGACACCGUUCGAGUUUACUCAUUAGCCAAUGCUGAGACAGAGCAGCAAGUAUAUGCUCGAAAUUACGAAAUUGUUAUGAUACUUUUAUAUUUUUACACUGUACUUUUUAUGCGCUGAAUGAUAUUACUAACUUGAACUGAUGAAAUGAACCGUAGAAAAUAGAAAUAUCAAACAAGCCUUUUAUUGCAUCAACAUACAUAUAUUGAUAUAAGAAAUGUGAACAAUAACAUUUAUACCCAUUGUCUAUAGUAGUAGGCUGUAG